Messenger RNA from Meira miltonrushii, 528 nucleotides. RefSeq lists its product as uncharacterized. The coding region runs from base 1 to 528 and encodes 175 amino acids. NCBI's taxonomy places the organism in Eukaryota, Fungi, Basidiomycota, Exobasidiomycetes, Exobasidiales, Brachybasidiaceae. The record is from RefSeq and is a predicted model, not a curated record. The transcript has a single exon.
AUGAAGCUCUUUUACAUUUUCUUCUUUGCACUCAUUGCUUUGCAAGCAGUCUUUGCUACUGAUCUUGCCUCGAUCAGCGCAAAACUUCAAACAGUGAACAGUGCUUGCGACAAGGUCUCACAACUCAGUUCAAGCAUCAAAGUAACAGCAGACGUUGCAUCAUCAAUCGAAGCUGAUGUAACUGCAAUCGUUUCUGCUUUGGGCGAUGCACAAGCCGAGAUUAGCGCAUAUGUCGGUACAUUGGCAGCAGCUGAUGUAGACGCAAUCAUCAAGAUUUUGGUCAAGAUUGAAGUUGGUAUCUCCGUUGGUAUCAAAGUUAUUAUUGGUCUUCAAGCAGGUUUGAAUGCGAUCGGUGAAGAUACCAAGCUUGGUGAUGACUUAGCAAACCUUCAAGUGGCUAUCAAAGCUUUCGUUGGUGUAUUUUUGGGUAAAUGUCCUUCUGCUUCAAAGAGUGAUGCAAGUUCCGUUUGCAAUAAGCUUCAAAGUGAUGCCAAAAGCGCUUGCAGUGCUUAUAGUUCAUGCUCUUAA